GUGACAGUCCCUGUAACCCUCCGUAUAACGUACGCGAUUGCUACUAUGCUUAUGCCAUCACGCUGAGAGGGGCACGGUCUGGCGCACUUGAAGCGACUUCUUGGAAGAUCCGGUUCUCCCCUGUGGUCCCUUUUGCGCUCUCGAUCAGGCCCGCCUGUCGUUGGGAGUUGUUCAAGUUGUUCUCGAGGGAACAGUUUGGCCGAGCUAUGGAAACCCGAGGUGCCUUCCUUAGCCUGGCGCUUCCCACCGGCCAGAUUGAUCUAGCCGUAUAUAUUGUUGCUCUUCUCUAAGCACAAUGGAUCCUCUUGCAAUGUCUGUUCUCGCUGGUUCGCCGAGGGGUGUCUGGUCACGUCUUGCCAGUCCCAAAUCUUUCCAUCUUUGCUACGGGCUUAUACUUGCGAUCCCCUUUACCACGUGUUUGCGCAACUGAUCUUCGAACAGUCAAGCGAACAGCCGGCUGGAUCAACAUAAGGCAUCUACUUGACGGGACCGAUCCUGUGGCCUCGCGAAAGAGGCCACUUCUGGCCGAGACUCCCUGCUCUCUCGGCCGUAAGUGCUCGGUCACUGGCAAGGGGUGCCUAACACCAGGCUCGCUUCGCAUACCUUUUCCGGUUGGUUCACAUGCCUACGGUUGUUUGAUUGUUGCAACACCGUUGCUGUUCCCAUCAUUACGUCCUUAACAAGAUCACAGCGCGGACAGAUUGAUUCAUGAACUCCGGGGACGUUAGUCCCUGUCGCGGCCUCAUAAAAGUCAAGUCGCGAGGCUUGGGAAGGAAGGGUUCAUUUCUCGUUAUUAUCGCGAAACCCGGGAAGUCUGGUGUAUACUGACUGUCCAGGCAGACUUGGUACGACUUGAAACGGCCUCCGACGUUGUUUGGAGGAGCAAUCGACUCGGCAAUGGCAGAAAGCAGAGAAAAACAGCUUACAUCUCCUCAUUACAACAACUGGCCGAAUGUGUUGGGUUUUGAUACCCACUACGAAGAAAGGGCCACAGUUGAGCUUCGGGUAGAAGGCACGAUACCUCCCUACGCUAGCGGCACCCUCUUCAGAACCGGCAUAGGGCCUCGAUCAAUCAACACAUCCCACGGGAACUCGUUUAUGGUCAACCACUGGUUUGACGGUUUCUCUCAAAUACACCGCUUUCAGAUCCAUGCGCCUCAGGCUGAUGGACCUGUUCGGGUAACCUACAGUUCGCGCCUGACAAGUGAUGGCUUGAUAGAAAAAAUCAAGAAGACUGGGAAACUAGACGGUUUCACAUUUGCUGCGAAAUAUGACCCUUGCAAGUCAUUCUUCCGAAAAGUCCAAUCUGUCUUCCAUCCGGCUGAAGAACGAAAGCCCAAUGAACUCAACGUUGGGGUCACCCUUUCAGCCAAUUUCCCUGGACUGUCCAAAACUGGCCAGAGACUGGCUGGGCCCCAUAAGACUGAGGGAGGAACUACAUUAUGCCAAAAGACAGACGCCACCAUGAUGCAAAUGCUUGACCCUGAAAGCCUCGAACCCGUUGGAAUUGCCUAUCAAACGACACUGCAUCCAGAGCUCAAAGGGCUAGGCAGCGCUGCUCACGCAAAAUCGGAUCCCAAGACUGGAGACGUCUUCAACUACAACCUCGAUUUUGGCCGCACUGGCACAUAUCGGAUAUUCCGCGUCUCCGCAUCCUCUGGUCAGACUUCUAUUCUGGCUAAAUUCCAUCACUCCGCAGCGUACCUGCAUUCUUUGUUCUUGACUGAAAAUUAUGUGGUACUAUGCGUGUGGAACUCGUUCUACAAGGCUGGGGGUGCCUCUAUCUUGUGGCAUCACAAUCUGCUGGACGCCAUGGGCUGGGAUAACAGACACCCGGCAAUGUGGUUCGUGGUUGACAAGCGCCCACCAGAAGAAGGUGGCAGAGGUCUUAUUGCGCGAUACGCGUCAGAGGCCUUCUACGCCUUUCACUCAAUCAACGCAUACGAAGAACCUUCGCAAGCUACCAAGGGAGCAGUGGACAUUGUUGCCGACCUGGCUGCUUACGAUAAUAUGGAUGUGUUGGGGCGUUUCUAUUUGAAGAACCUGGUCAGCGAUUCGGCCAAGGCACCCAUCUACCUUGACUCGCAUGGGUCAAGCAUCCGGCCGAGUUAUCGCAGGUAUCGACUGCCGUCGUUGCCCGAGACGCCGACGACUAUCGUCGAGAAAGCUACCAUGGAGCAUGAUGGAAGCAAGCAGGAUGGCUUCGAACUUCCCGUCAUCAAUCCUAAUAUGGUAACGAAACACCACCGGUACAUGUACGGCGUUUCCGAUACAGGAAAAUCCAGUUUUCUUGAUGGACUGGUGAAGUACGAUGCCCACACACAUUCGGUCUUGCGUUGGAGUCGACAUGGCCACACGGCUGGUGAGCCAAUCUUCGUACCCGACCCACAAUCUGAUGAAGAGGACGGUGGUGUGCUUCUGUCCGUUGUACUGGAUGGACCAGGCGGGAAAAGCUAUCUCCUGGUCCUAGACGCAAAAACCAUGGCGGAGCUCGGACAGGCGCAUGUGGACGGCGUUGUCGGCUUUGGGUUUCAUGGGCUUUUCCUCAAUCAAUCACAAUCUGGAGGACGGAUAAAUGGUCUUCAUCUGUGAUGGAACCUGCUUUGUGGCAUAGACCACCACAAUUGGGGCACCAUUCUGGUAGACAGGGACAAUGAAUGAUGACGUACCAGCUACAGUGGCUAAGCUAGGACCAUUCGCAGUACCAGUACGGCUUAUGGCACACAGUGCAGCUACCAUAAUACUGUACUGUGUACUGCCAGUGCUCUCCUAUCUCAGGAAUCCAGGCAUGUCAUGUGGCCUCUUCAUCUCGAUGGUGGCAUGGUUUCUUCUGUUACCAGGUAGUUACAGCACCGGAUGGAGGCAGGUCAAUCAAUGCCACAAAGCACCUGGCCGUUUUAUUGAACUUAACGCGAGUUCACGAUAUUGACGUCAUAAAAGGCUGGCAGCUUCAGAUUUGGGCUAGAAUAAACGGGCGCUAACUCCUGGACCAUUCA
Messenger RNA from Exophiala dermatitidis NIH/UT8656, 2996 nucleotides. Its product is annotated as dioxygenase. Gene Ontology annotation, biological process: carotene catabolic process. Gene Ontology annotation, molecular function: carotenoid dioxygenase activity. The record is from RefSeq and is a predicted model, not a curated record. Lineage: Eukaryota; Fungi; Ascomycota; Eurotiomycetes; Chaetothyriales; Herpotrichiellaceae. The transcript has a single exon. Bases 898 to 2592 code for a protein of 564 amino acids.